Messenger RNA from Helianthus annuus (common sunflower), 2064 nucleotides. Its product is annotated as beta-hexosaminidase 3. Gene Ontology annotation, biological process: carbohydrate metabolic process; glycosaminoglycan metabolic process. Gene Ontology annotation, cellular component: membrane. Gene Ontology annotation, molecular function: beta-N-acetylhexosaminidase activity. Lineage: Eukaryota; Viridiplantae; Streptophyta; Magnoliopsida; Asterales; Asteraceae. The transcript has 15 exons. Bases 299 to 1894 code for a protein of 531 amino acids. The record is from RefSeq and is a predicted model, not a curated record.
AUAUCAGCCAGAACACACACACAUCUCUCUCUCUCUCUCUCUCUCUAUCUGAAAUAAAUAAUACAGACAAAGAAAGAAAAACGAAAGAAUCGCCACCAACUGCCAUUCACGAGGGUCCUCCCCCAUUAAAACCAAUCCACUCUCUGAAACCUUAUAAUAUUAUAUAACAUUAUAUAAAAUAACAUUAUGGGCGGAGAUACUUUACAGAUCUAUAAAUCCAAAUCCCCACCCGAUUUCUCUCUCUCAUCCACACCAUUAUUCUCCACCUUUUCGUCACAGAAAUUGCUGAGACGAAAAGAUGAUAUGGCAAACUCUAUUUUUAGGUGUAGUGUUUCAAUUGAUUUUUGUGUUUGGUGGUAGUAAUAAUAAUAAUUAUGACAAGAAUGUUUACAUAUGGCCUAUGCCUGAAUCAGUUCAGUAUGGGAACAAAACUCUUAUUUUAAGUAAGGAUUUUAAUCUCAAAACUGAUGGGACUAAAUACAAGGAUGAAUCCGGUAUCCUCAAAGAUGGGUUCACUAGGUUGCUAGAUGUUGUUACAUUAAACAAUGUUGUUGAAUACAACUUUGGAAAAGUUGAUCCGUCUGUGUUGUUACAUGGGAUUCAUGUUGUUGUUCUUUCGGAAGGCGAUGAGUUGCAGUAUGGUGUAGAUGAGUCAUACAAGUUGUAUAUUAAUUCAAAAGGGAAUCCAAAUUAUGCACAUAUUGAGGCGGCUACGGUUUAUGGAGCUCUACACGCGCUGCAGACAUUCAGUCAAUUGUGCCAUUUUAACCUUAACACAAGAAAGCUUGUAGUUAGUCAGAUACCAAUAAGCAUUACUGAUCGACCACGUUUCUCGUAUCGAGGGCUCCUGAUUGAUACAUCUCGGCAUUAUCAGUCAUUGCCAAUGAUUAAAAAAGUUAUUGAUUCUAUGGCCUAUGCAAAGCUGAAUGUUCUGCACUGGCACAUUGUAGAUCAUCAAUCUUUCCCGUUGGAAAUACCUUCAUUCCCAAAACUGUGGAACGGUGCUUAUUCAAGACCAGAACGCUAUACAGUGGCUGCUGCAGCUGAGAUUGUGAGUUAUGCCCAAAGAAGGGGAAUUAAUGUGCUUGCUGAGCUUGAUGUUCCCGGACAUGCUCGAUCAUGGGGCAUUGGUUACCCUGCACUAUGGCCAUCAAAGACUUGUCGGGAACCACUUGAUGUCAGCAACGAUUUCACGUUUAAGCUGAUCAACGGGAUUCUCUCAGAUUUCAGUAAGAUUUUCAAGUACAGAUUUGUUCAUUUAGGAGGUGAUGAAGUUGACACCACUUGCUGGACCUUAAGUCCUCGUAUAAAAAAAUGGAUGAAACAGAAGGGCCUAAAUGAAUCUACGGCUUAUGAGUAUUUUGUCUUGAAGGCACAAAAGAUAGCUUUGUCCCAUGGUUAUGAAGUUAUAAACUGGGAGGAAACCUUCAAUCAUUUUGGUGAUAAAUUGGACCGAAAAACAGUGGUCCAUAACUGGCUUGGGGGUGGUGUUGCCGAGCAAGUCGUUAAAGCUGGAUUAAGGUGCAUUGUAAGCAACCAAGACAAAUGGUAUCUGGAUCACUUGGAUACUGAAUGGCAAGAAUUUUAUAUGAAUGAACCCCUUACAAAUAUUACAAAACCCGAGCAACAAAAGUUGGUUAUCGGUGGUGAAGUAUGUGCGUGGGGCGAACAUAUUGAUGCGUCGGACCUUGAAUCUACCAUAUGGCCACGUGCAGCAGCAGCUGCAGAGAGACUGUGGACGCCUUAUGACAAACUUGCUAAAGACCCAAAUGAAGCGACGUCAAGGAUAUCGAAUUUUAGGUGUUUGUUAAAUCAAAGAGGAGUUGCAGCUGCUCCGUUGGAUAUGCCGGGUCGUGGUGCACCAGACGGGCCAGGCUCAUGUUACUUUCAGUAGUUUAAUGAAAGCGGAUUCUUCAAUAAUCAUGGCAAAAAUGCCAAUUCUGUGGAUAAUUAAGAAAUCCAAAAUUCUGUCAGUAAGUUAUAUGACAAAAUGGGAGUCUGUGAAGCUGUGUCGAUCAUUGCAAUGAAAUUAUAUUCUAAAUGUUGUCUUUAUCUUGCUAAUAA